Molecule: messenger RNA, 2215 nt
Organism: Dendroctonus ponderosae (mountain pine beetle)
Lineage: Eukaryota; Metazoa; Arthropoda; Insecta; Coleoptera; Curculionidae
Gene: PIG-Z
Product: GPI mannosyltransferase 4
Exons: 3
Coding region: 52-1995 (647 amino acids)
Biological process (GO): GPI anchor biosynthetic process
Cellular component (GO): endoplasmic reticulum membrane
Molecular function (GO): alpha-1,2-mannosyltransferase activity
Source: RefSeq, a predicted model, not a curated record
CUGCUAAAUUUCAAAUACAUUAUUAGUUUACCAUGUUUUAAAAAAUCUAUAAUGAUGCAUAAAACCAAAAAGUCAAGCCACUCAAAUUCACAUCUGCUAAUUUGGGUUUUAGCAGCAAUCAGAAUUUUGUUGGUAGUUAUUCCGCAACUUGGAUACAUACAUCCAGAUGAAUAUUUCCAAUCAAUGGAGGUGUUAGCAGUCGACUUUUCAGGAAGAAUUUUUGAUGUCGACCAUAGCCCUCCCUGGGAAUUCGAAACAACUCAUCCCAUCAGGGGUGUUGCCAUUCCUUUCUUCACUACUGGAUUAAGUUACAUAUUCCUGAGAGACAUUAAUAACUUAGCUAUGGAGUAUUUGUCUAUAAAUGUAUUGACCCCUUAUUUUCUUUUGAUAAUUCCUCGCCUAAUAAUGACUCUGUUUUCAUUAGUUGUUGAUUAUUGUUUAGUGAAAAUUUGCUUGAACAAUAAUGAAAAAUACUCAGCAAGACUCUUGGUGCUUGGCAGUUCGUAUAUUAUGAUAGUGUAUGCCACUCGAACAUUUUCUAAUAGUAUUGAGUUAAUACUUUUUGCUUUGCUAUUGUAUUUUGUAUGUGAAAGUCUUACCUUCUCCAAUGAACUUAAGCGUAAGCAAGUAUAUAUUAAUUACAGAUAUGAAAAGAGUGAAAACAUAAUAGAAAGAGUUAAAUUUCAUAAGUUGAAACUCCACUUGGUCUCCGAUAAUUAUACAAACUGUUUUGCGAUAUCCACUAUUACAGUGAUGGGUGUUUUUAAUAGACCUACAUUUAUGGGAUUUGCUGUAAUGCCCAUAUUUUUCUGGAUAAACCGUGGCGUAGAUGGGAAAAAUGUUUCAAUAAUACAAUUUCAUUCCAGAAUAAUAUGCUUGAUUUUCUGUAGUAUGCCAGCUAUAAUUUUUAACGUGGUAAUUGAUUCGUUCUACUAUGGUUGUCUAACUUGGGGUGAAAUAGGCAUGCUGGAAAUUUCGAUUAACAAUUUCGUUAUGACUCCUUUUAAUUUUAUUCAAUAUAACAGCAAUGCUUCUAAUUUAGAGAAACACGGCUUACAUCCUAGGUUUAUGCAUUUAUUAAUGAAUAUUCCAUUGCUUUUUAAUGUUUUGGGAAUCUUAGCGUUGUAUGAUAUAGCAAAAUAUAUCUACUGGUGUUUUUGUGGAAAACUUCAACUGCUGCCAUCCAUCAGAAGUAUAAAAAUGCUGAUGAUCCUUAGCUUUAUUACUCCGCUUGUCGUAUUAUCAACGUUUCCGCAUCAAGAACCGAGAUUCCUGAUUCCUCUCAUAUUUCCGUUGAUUUACCUUCAUGGCGAUAGUGUUUUGCCAAAUUAUUGUAAUGCUUUAGGGACCGUAACUACUAUUGAAGAACAAUCUAAUAACAUCAGCAAGAAAACCUGUUCAAUAAAUUUCUUUAAAAUAUGGUUGAUAAUUAAUUUAUUUCUGGUUGGUUUCUAUGGUUUUCUUCACCAAGGCGGAAUAUUUUCUAGUGUAAGGUACUUGCAUGAUAAUAUACAAAGCGCUCCUGUAAAUACCGAAUUUCAUAUUGUGACAAGUAACAUGUAUACGUUCCCUAAGUCGUUCUUAUUGCAAAGAGAUAAUUAUGUACUUUCUCCAAAGCACACUACAAAGAAACCUGUAUUUUUGUAUGAAGAAGGAUCUAGAGAUUUACAUCUCAUUAUGCACCAACUUAAAGAGUUGCUGGAAAUGCGACGUAAAGCUAACAAUUUGAGAAAUUACAAAUUUUAUUUUUUCACAAUAAACAAUCGAAUGGAAGACAUCGAAAACGUUAUUCCUUACAGUGGUAUAUUCUUCAACAAGACAGUCAGUUUUUGGCCUCACCUCAGCACAGAAGCUAUGCCAGAUUUAACCAGGUAUUGUUUUUUUCCAGUUUCAAUGUUUUAUCAAGAUUGUGAAGUCGUAUCUUUAUGUGACUAUGGUCAAAGAAUUUUUGAAAUGUUUCAGCUAACUAUGUAUCAGAUAAGUUUAUCACCAUAAUAUUCGGACUAUAAUGCUGUUAUCGACAUUGAUUCAUUUGUGAAAGAUUUCUCUUACUAAUAUUUGCCAUGUUAGUAUUUUACAUAAAGCAAACACGUAGGUACAUCGUUUCAUCAAUAUUUAUGUCUAGUUACUAGUAUUUUAUCAUUAUCCGAAUAAAUGUUUAUAAUAUUUGUAGUUCUCUUUGGUUACAUGCAAAUAAAGGCAUUUUUAUUAAUUA